GACGGACAGACGGCCCUGCCUGGCAUCGGUCCACUCUCCAUCCUCUGUGGGACCCACCAACGGAAUUUGAGCACAUCCCUGCAUUCCACUCUGCUUCCCACCAUCCCCCUACCAUGAGCCCCUUUCUUGGAGGCUGGCUCUUCUUCUGUCUGCUCCUGCUUUUCUCCCUGGGAGUCCAGGGGGCCACAGAGUAUCCUCGUGCCACACCAGAGCAAGUCCAUCUGUCCUACCCAGGUGAGCCAGGCACCAUGACUGUGACCUGGACCACGUGGGCUCCAGCUCCGUCUGAGGUGCAGUUCGGCACGCAGCUGUCUGGUCCUCUCCCAUUGCGUGCCCAUGGCACCGCCAGCGCUUUCGUGGAUGGAGGAAUUCUGCGGCGCAAGCUCUACAUCCACCGUGUGACACUGCGGAAGCUGCUGCCAGGGGCCCAGUAUGUUUACCGUUGUGGCAGCUCUCAGGGCUGGAGCCGGCGGUUUCGCUUCACGGCCUUGAAGAAUGGGGUUCACUGGAGCCCCCGCCUGGCUGUGUUUGGGGACAUGGGGGCUGACAACCCGAAGGCCCUGCCCAGGCUACGGAGGGACACCCAGCAGGGCAUGUUUGAUGCAGUGCUCCAUGUGGGAGACUUUGCCUACAACAUGGACCAGGACAAUGCUCGAGUUGGGGACAGAUUCAUGAGGCUCAUUGAACCCCUUGCUGCCAACCUGCCAUACAUGACGUGCCCUGGGAAUCAUGAACAGCGCUACAAUUUCUCUAACUACAAGGCUCGCUUCAGCAUGCCAGGGGACAAUGAAGGCUUGUGGUACAGCUGGGACCUGGGUCCUGCCCAUAUCAUCUCGUUCUCCACUGAGGUAUAUUUCUUUCUCCACUAUGGCCGUCACCUGGUUGAGAAGCAGUUCCGUUGGCUGGAGAAUGACCUCCAGAAAGCCAAUAAGAAUCGGGUGGCCCGACCAUGGAUCAUCACGAUGGGCCAUCGGCCUAUGUACUGUUCCAAUGCGGAUCUGGAUGACUGCACCAGGCACGAAAGCAGGGUCCGCAAAGGCCUCCAGGGCAAGUUGUUUGGGCUAGAAGACCUUUUCCAUAAAUACGGUGUGGAUCUGGAGUUCUGGGCUCACGAACAUUCCUACGAACGACUAUGGCCAAUUUACAACUACCAGGUACUUAACGGCAGCCAGGAGAGGCCCUACACCAACCCUCGAGGCCCAGUUCACAUCAUCACAGGAUCUGCGGGCUGUGAAGAGCUGCUGACUCCCUUUGUCAGGAAGCCCAGACCGUGGAGCGCCGUGCGUGUGAAGGAGUAUGGCUACACUCGGUUGCACAUCCUCAAUGGUACCCACUUGCACAUCCAGCAGGUGUCUGAUGACCAGGAUGGGAAGAUUGUGGAUGACGUCUGGGUGGUUAGACCUCUGCUUGGCCGGAUGAUGUACCACUAA
This is a messenger RNA of Arvicanthis niloticus (Nile rat), 1430 nucleotides long. RefSeq names its product acid phosphatase 7, tartrate resistant (putative) (gene Acp7). Lineage: Eukaryota; Metazoa; Chordata; Mammalia; Rodentia; Muridae. The record is from RefSeq and is a predicted model, not a curated record. Gene Ontology annotation, molecular function: metal ion binding; acid phosphatase activity.